Molecule: messenger RNA, 480 nt
Organism: Lithohypha guttulata
Lineage: Eukaryota; Fungi; Ascomycota; Eurotiomycetes; Chaetothyriales; Trichomeriaceae
Exons: 2
Coding region: 1-480 (159 amino acids)
Source: RefSeq, a predicted model, not a curated record
AUGCCAUGGUUCGGCCCAAAUGCCUGGACAGCACUCGUGCAGCCCGUCGCUGGAGGCGGAUUACCAGGCACCGCCACAGGUCUCGAACUAAAGUUCACGUUCAAGGAGGGCGGAGCGCCGGACUUUCAAAGUAAAUUCGAAGCGAUCAAGGAGCGGUUACAGCAGGUCGUGGACAAUGCACGUGAAUCUAACGCUUCGAGGAACGUGGAUAUGGCGAAUGUGCAUCUGGAUGAGUUGCCUAGAUACGAGGAUAGUGGGCAGGAUAGGAGGGCGCCUGAUCAGCAGCAGCAGCGGUAUUCGGAUUCGGACGAGAUGGCGGUGCCGAGACAGGAGGCACAGGUGCGGCGGACAUCGAGGGAGGUAGAGGAGGCUGCGCAGCGGAGGGACGAGACGCCUAGUGAUGCACCGCCUGGGUAUGAAGAGGCACAACAGCAGAGUGUGCAGCAGGAACUGGAUAGGAGGCUAGACAGCACGAGGUAG